Molecule: messenger RNA, 204 nt
Organism: Racocetra persica
Lineage: Eukaryota; Fungi; Glomeromycota; Glomeromycetes; Diversisporales; Gigasporaceae
Source: the annotation of a GenBank genome assembly
GACCAAAAUAUUCUGUUGGUUCUCAAAGAACAUGGAAUAACCAUGCCGAGUUUAGACAACGCUGUUCGGUAUUACUUAGUCGAAAAGGACCCAGUAGAAUACCAGUAUCAAAUGGAUAAUUUUUUUGUCUUGAUAGCCGCUCAUCGACUGGAUAAAUUAACCAAAGGACUUGUCAUUUAUCCAAAAAAUCCCUCCGCCAAGAGA